GGUCAGGUGCGGAUUGCAGAAGGAAGCAGAAAUUGUAGUUCUUUGCAGAUCUCUGAAAGCAUCUGGAAGGUUCGUAUUCCUUUGAAAUACAUGCAGAAUCAUAUGAAUAAAUGGGUGCUCAAUGGAAGUAUGUUAUUUUAAAGGUGUCAGUUGUCCUUAGAAGUAGACCAAAGCUAUAUUUUCAAAGCUGUCAUCAGACGGCUGUCAUUGAUAACUAACUGCUAAAGCUUGCUUGAAAACAACAUUCGACAGCCAUGAAGAUGCACUGACGUUGGCUAGCUACGGUCGCUGUCCAUGGUGCUGAAUCGUGAUGCAGCUAGUAGCUGGAUUUGUACUGUAUAUCGCAACUAGCGUUCUUGACAAGACGAAAAUGGCCAAAUAGCAUGCCAAAUCGACAAUAGCCUACUCAGGUGCAUAGCUAAUCCGUAGCACUGCAGAGCCUCGAUUUAUCGCCAUAGCAUUGGCAUUGCAGGAUGCUAGCUAGCUAGCCACAGAGCUAGCUUAGCUUUUUGCUAACAUGAAUGGUGUUGAUUUGGUCGCAAUCAUGACGAGGUCUAGUUUCUAGGCUGCCUUCGGCAUUUUCUGUUUGGCAUUUACAUUAGAAAAAGACAAACAAUUUGUUGCCCAAUGGCAUGCCAAUGUGAAGUAGCUUCUUCACUAGCCUAGCUAUGUCAUUGCUUUGCUCCCUUUUAGGAUAAUUUUCCCAGAUCUGUGUGUGCUGGGACCCAAUGUCAUUGUGGAGAGAGAGACUAACAGAAUGAGCAUCCAGUGAGCCAGUGAGACCAGAUCGAAAGAUAGACUCACUUCUUUGACAUCACCCACAAUCAGUUUUAUUUCAAUAGGUAAGGAGAUGUAGCUAUAAGCAGCCUGAUUUGGGCUAAGUGCCAAGCAGCUUCUCCUGUGUUGAUACCUGCCAUUAUGUGAGGCGAGACAGAAGCAUAAUUAAUAUACGAGUGAAAGCUCAGUGUGUUUCCGUUGACUGUGUGUGUGUGUGUGUGUGUGUGUACAUGCUCUUACUAGUCUUUAUACUCACUAGGUCCUUGUGGUUUGAGACACCCCAUUAGACAUCAUGACAUCCUCUAUGCUACGCCGACAAUUGAAGAACCUCGUUCAGAACUUCUCUGAGGCUGAGGUCAAGGUAAAGGAGAUGAUUUACUUUACCCCCUCACCCAUCUUGUCUUUGACCCCUCUCCUUUUCCCCCUUUCCAUUUCCCUUCACUCUCACUCACUCCUUCUCCUGUUCCCUCUUUUCUUGCUCUCUGUCCUGUGUUCUCUUUUUUCUCUCUUGAUUUGUCUCAUCUUCCCCUCACUCUCUGCCACUCUACAUGCUUCCCUUCAUCUUGACUCUAUCCCCGUCUUUCUCCCCUUCUUGAUGUUGUACCCAGGUUGGACAAUUUUACCUUGCAAUUUUACACCGGCCCGGUGUGGGUUCAGGCUUUUGUGCCAGCCAAUUAGUUGCACAACUGAUUUAACUGAUCACAGUCUUGGAUCAAGGCUUUCAUUUAGUAGAAUCAAGCUAGUACUGCUUGGCUGGGGCAAAAGCCUGCAUCCACACUGGCCCUUGCAGGGUAAGAUUGGUCACCCCUGCUGUUCAGUUGACACAGUCAGCAUUCCAAAACACCGUUGCAGCAUCCUUCUAAAAUAAGACACUCUCUGUAGCAGAGCAUGAGUCAGUACCAGUAUUUCCCCUACAAGUAUAUACAGUAGUACAAGUUUGGUGCCAGAAGGCGUGGAUGCUUUGGGAGCCUUUGUUCUCCGUCUGGAAAGUAAGCCGUGUUAAUACUACUGUAUGUCUGUCAGGUGAGGGAGGCCACCUCCAACGACCCAUGGGGCCCCUCCAGCUCGCAGAUGGCCGACAUCUCGGACCUCACUUACAAUGUGGUGGCCUGCAAUGAGAUCAUGACCAUGCUGUGGAAACGGCUCAAAGACGACAAGAACUGGAGGCACAUCUACAAGGUGAGGCCAAAGGGAAAUAAUCACGCAUCGAUUUAUAGUUCUAAAGAUUUAGAUAGAUUGUGUAUAAAAUAAUCUAUACAGAUGUACAUCUACUCAUCAAAGAUCAAAGUUGUUCUUACUGUAUGGAUCAGUGGCUGUAUGCAUUCUUUAUUCUGAAACUUUAUUAUAGUUGAUGAGCGAGCCCAAGUUGCUUGAAUAGCCUGCUGAACAGCUCAGUUCAUCAACCAGUGCUGGAUGGAACAAUACCUCUCUCUUUUUCCAUCACAUCAAAUCAUUUAUCUGGUCUUUGGGGGAACAAUACCUCUCUCUUAUUCCGUUAUAAAGUUAAGUUAGUGGUAUCACUCACUCGAGUGUGGGUACCUUUCAGAGAUGUCAGUGUCGAUAUCAAGCCUUUUGUAUAUGAAUGGUGCUUUUUUAUUUCUGUUUAGUCCAUGCUUCCUGUACUAUUAUUUUCUGUUAUUCAGGUUGGUUGGUGGUUUUUUAAAGAGGUUUGUAAAACUGUAGCCCAUACAGUGCAUUCGGAAAGUAUUCGGACCUCUUGACUUUAUCCACAUUUUGGUAUUUUACAGCCUUAUUCUAAAAUUGAAUACAUUGUUUCUUUUCCUCAUCAAUCUACACACAAUACCCCAUAAUGACAAAGCAAAAACAGGUUUUUAGAAAUGUUUGCAAAUGUAUUAAAAAUAAAAAACUGAAAUAACACAUUUUACAUAAGUAUUCAGACCCUUUACUCCAGGGUUCCCCAACUGGCGUCCCUGGUUUUAUUUGGUUUUAUUUUGUUUCAUUGUAGGACAAAAGACUGUAAAAACAGCAGGAAAUCAGCUCCAAGUGAUUUCAAUUUAAGAAAUCUGUUCCCAAGUAUUCCCACGCAUAACACGUGAUUGUAUACAAAUGUAAGCAAGGUUUGAAAUGAUUGUUUUAUGCUGACAUUAUACUGUAUCUGUUUGGGCUUCUUGCGGUCAAUUUGCAGUCUAUAAAUUAUUUGUAAUUGUGUUCCGGCCCCCUCACCAUCCGCUCAAGAACAAAUCGGCCCGCGGCUGUAUCUAGUUGAUGAUCCCUGCUUUACUCAGUACUUUGUUGAAGCACCUUUGGUAGCGAUUACAGCCUCGAGUCUUCUUGGGUAUGACGCUACAAGCUUGGCACACCUGUAUUUGGGGAGUUUCUCCCAUUCUUCUCUGCAGAUCCUCUCAAGCUCUAUCAGGUUGUAUGGGGAGCAUCGCUGCACAACUAUUUUCAGGUAUCUCCAGAGAUGUUCGAUCUAAAGGACAUUCAGAGACUUGUCUUGGCUGUGUGCUUAGGGUCGUUGUCCUUUUGGAAGGUGAACCUUCGCCCCAGUCUGAGGUCCUAAGCGCUCUGGAGCAGGUUUUCAUCAAGGAUUUCUCUGUACUUUGCUCUGUUCAUCUUUCCCUCGAUCCUGACUAGUCUCCCAGUCCCUGCCGCUGAAAAACAUCCCCACAGCAUCAUGAUGCUGCCACCACCAUGCUUCACCGUAGGGAUGGUGCCAGGUUUCCUCCAGAUGUUACGCUUGGCAUUCAGGCCAAAUAGUUCAUUCUUGGUUUCAUCAGACCAGAGAAUCUUGUUUCUCAUGGUCUGAGAGUCCUUUAGGUGCCUCUUGGCAAACUCCAAGCGGGCUGUCAUGUGCCUUUUACUGGGGAGUGACUUCCAUCUGGCCACACUACUAUAAAGGCCUGAUUGGUGGAGUGCUGCAGAGAUGGUUGUCCUUCUGGAAGGUUCUCCCAUCUCCACAGAGGAACUCUGGAGCUCUGUCAGAGUGACCAUCAGGUUCUUGGUCACCUCCCUGACCAAGGCCCUUCUCCCCCGAUUGCUCAGUUUGGCCGGGCGGCCAGCUCUAGGAAGAGUCUUGGUGGUUCCAAACUUCUUCCAUUUAAGUAUGAUAGAUGCCACUGUGUUCCUUCAAUGCGACAGACAUUUUUUGGUACCCCUCCCCAGAUCUGUGCCUCGACACAAUCCUGUCUCGGAGCUCUACGGACAAUUCCUUCGACCUCAUGGCUUGGUUUUUGCUCUGACAUGCACUGUCAACUGUGGACCUUAUAUAGACAUUUACCACAGGUGGACUCCAAUGAAAUUGUAGAAACUUCUCAAGGAUGAUCAAUGGAAACAGGAUGCACCUGAGCUCAAUUUCGAGUCUCGUAGCAAAGGGUCUGAAAAUUUAUGUAAAUAAGGUAUUUCAGUUUUUUAUUUGUAAUAAAUUAGCAAACAUUUAAUUAUGGGUUAUUGUAGAUUGAUGAGGAAAUGUUUUUAGUUAAUCCGUUUUAGAAUAAGGCUGUAACGUAACAGAAUGUGGAAAAAGGGAAGGGGUCUGAAUACUUUCUGAAUGCACUGUAUAUUUUAAAAACCAUUAUUCCUCUUACUGUGAAAAGAUUAUCUUUAUAUUAUUUGACACUUUCUUCUUCGUGUUGUUUCUAUUGCCACAAAUCAAAUAUACAAAUAAAUGUCCUCCACAGGAUUUACAGUGGGGAAAAAAAGUAUUUAGUCAGCCACCAAUUGUGCAAGUUCUCCCACUUAAAAAGAUGAGAGAGGCCUGUAAUUUUCAUUAUAGGUACACGUCAACUAUGACAGACAAAAUGAGAGAAAAAAUUCCAGAAAAUCACAUUGUAGGAUUUGUAAUGAAUUUAUUUGCAAAUUAUGGUGGAAAAUAAGUAUUUGGUCACCUACAAACAAGCAAGAUUUCUGGCUCUCACAGACCUGUAACUUCUUCUUUAAGAGGCUCCUCUGUCCUCCACUCGUUACCUGUAUUAAUGGCACCUGUUUGAACUUGUUAUCAGUAUAAAAGACACCUGUCCACAACCUCUAACAGUCACACUCCAAACUCCACUAUGGCCAAGACCAAAGAGCUGUCAAAGGACACCAGAAACAAAAUUGUAGACCUGCACCAGGCUGGGAAGACUGAAUCUGCAAUAGGUAAGCAGCUUGGUUUGAAGAAAUCAACUGUGGGAGCAAUUAUUAGGAAAUGGAAGACAUACAAGACCACUGAUAAUCUCCCUCGAUCUGGGGCUCCACGCAAGAUCUCACCCCGUGGGGUCAAAAUGAUCACAAGAACGGUGAGCAAAAAUCCCAGAACCACACGGGGGGACCUAGUGAAUGACCUGCAGAGAGCUGGGACCAAAGUAACAAAGCCUACCAUCAGUAACACACUACGCCGCCAGGGACUCAAAUCCUGCAGUGCCAGACGUGUCCCCCUGCUUAAGCCAGUACAUGUCCAGGCCCGUCUGAAGUUUGCUAGAGUGCAUUUGGAUGAUCCAGAAGAGGAUUGGGAGAAUGUCAUAUGGUCAGAUGAAACCAAAAUAGAACUUUUUGGUAAAAACUCAACUCGUCGUGUUUGGAGGACAAAGAAUGCUGAGUUGCAUCCAAAGAACACCAUACCUACUGUGAAGCAUGGGGGUGGAAAUAUCAUGCUUUGGGGCUGUUUUUCUGCAAAGGGACCAGGACAACUGAUCCGUGUAAAGGAAAGAAUGAAUGGGGCCAUGUAUCGUGAGAUUUUGAGUGAAAACCUCCUUCCAUCAGCAAGGGCAUUGAAGAUAAAACGUGGCUGGGUCUUUCAGCAUGACAAUGAUCCCAAACACACCGCCCGGGCAACGAAGGAGUGGCUUCGUAAGAAGCAUUUCAAGGUCCUGGAGUGGCCUAGCCAGUCUCCAGAUCUCAACCCCAUAGAAAAUCUUUGGAGGGAGUUGAAAGUCCGUGUUGCCCAGCGAGAGCCCCAAAACAUCACUGCUCUAGAGGAGAUCUGCAUGGAGGAAUGGGCCAAAAUACCAGCAACAGUGUGUGAAAACCUUGUGAAGACUUACAGAAAACGUUUGACCUGUGUCAUUGCCAACAAAGGGUAUAUAACAAAGUAUUGAGAAACUUUUGUUAUUGACCAAAUACUUAUUUUCCACCAUAAUUUGCAAAUAAAUUCAUUAAAAAAUCCUACAAUGUGAUUUUCUGGAUUUCUUUUCUCAUUUUGUCUGUCAUAGUUGACGUGUACCUAUGAUGAAAAUUACAGGCCUCUCUCAUCUUUUUAAGUGGGAGAACUUGCACAAUUGGUGGCUGACUAAAUACUUUUUUUCCCCACUGUUUAUUGGCAUGGAAAAUAUAUACAGUAUGUAUGGUAAUCUUUCUCAACUUUUACAAUCUGCUUGUAAUUUCAUAACAACCCUCCCAUCUUCACCAUAUUUUUCUGGCAUACCUUGGAUUUCACUAUGGUGUCAUCUUAACUUUUUAUGAAUUAUGUAUUUGUCUGCUGAUCAUUGCUCCAUGCAGUGAUUAAGUUGCAGAGUGUUUUUAAGGAGCAGGUGAUGCUCAUCUGGAUCCCCCAUUUUGUUUUUCUCCCAUCCCCCAACUGCAGUCAUUGACUCUGCUGGAGAACCUAUUAAAGACAGGCUCAGACCGCGUUCUGAAUACAAUGAAGGACAACAUCUACAUUGUGAAAGCGCUAACAGAGUUCCGUUUCCAGGACAAGGAUGGGAAAGAUCAGGUACUAAAGCUUGCUAAAUGCAUGUUUGUCCCACCAACUCCUCUAAUAUGCAGGAACCAUCUCCAAAGUACUAUCUUUGAAGCCUCCCCACUUGAGAAGUUCACUGUGAGCUAAUUUAUGUAUGAAUAAUUAACAUUAGCAUAACUUUAUGAUUAGUACAUUCAGAAAAUCUCCAGUGAAAGGGCUUUGUAGAACAGGAAUAGGCUUAAACUGGGCCGGGAAACCAGUCCAAUAAGUCAUUGAGGCUUGAGAUAUCUGGCUGUACUAACAACUAAGCUAACACAUUGCUUUGCUUUGCCAUGCAUACACUGAUCACUUGAGCUUUACCUUGCUAAUUCUUCACAGUUACAUUUAGGGAGCACCAUGCUUCAGAGAGAGAGAGCUGCCUAGCAGUACUAAUGAUGUCUGCUUAUGCUAUCCUUCACAGGGGGUGAACGUGAGGGAGAAGGCCAAGGUAGUACUGGUUCUUAUGGAGGACGACGAUAAACUAAAGGAAGAGCGAGAGUUUGCACUCAAGACCAGAGACAAGAUCUCAAAGAACGCCACUGGUGAGCAUUAGAGAGAACACCAAACAUUUGAGAGACUUUUAAAAAUGUCAUUUGACCAUUUCCCUUAAAACAUUAUUGGAAAAUCCCCACAGUAAAGAAUAAGCCAUUUCCUGAAUUGAAAACUGAAUUGACCCCAACUCUGCUUGCCAUAAUAAUGUAUCUCAUCAUGCUAUACCAUAUCUUAUCGUGCUCUUUCCACAGCCUCCUCAGACAGCCCCAACGACCCCAAGGACCCCAACUACAAGCCAGUGUAUGUCCCAGGAGCCACCGGGCUCCCCUCCCUGGCCAACAUCCCGUCUGUGGCUGACCUUGCAGCCAGCUUUGAGGCCAAGAAGCAAGAAAAACUGAGACUAGAGGCCCAGAAAAAAGAGGAGGAACGAAGGGUAAGUAUUACACCUCAAUAGUCCGAUUUCUCCCUUUUAUUUAGACUUUCAAAGGCGCCUUCAGUAAAUGAUUGUACCCUUAGGACAUUUUGGAUCAUCUACCAAAUAUCAUGUCUGGCAUCAUGAUUGGCCAAUCUCUUAUGUAAUUGCAGUCAAAGAUGACCAAGGAAGAGCUUGAAUGGGAGGAUGCCGCCAAAGCAGGAAAGCCUAAGGUUGUUGACGCAUUUGGCGGGGCAGAUGAACCAUCAGAGGAGGAUGCAUGGGGUGCAGCAGCCAAAGCACCCGCUCCUGAUCCUUGGGGGGGUGCAUCUAAAGCUCCAUCCGAGGAUGCAUGGGGUGGAUCAUCCAAAGCUCCAUCCGAGGAUGCAUGGGGCGGAUCAUCCAAAGCUCCAUCCGAGGAUGCAUGGGGCGGAUCAUCCAAAGCUCCAUCCGAGGAUGCAUGGGGUGCACCAUCUAAUGCUACAACAGAAGAAGCAGAUCCUUUUGCGGCGCCAGCCAGAGCCCCAACAGAUGGUUCAGAUCCUUUUGCGGCUCCAAAAGAUGGUUCCGAUCCAUUUUCGGCACCAUCCAAUGUACCAUCUAAAGUUGAAGCUGAUCCGUUUGGGGCACCAAAAGAUGAUCCUUUUUCAGCACCAUCCAAUAAACCAAAAGGUGGUUCUGAUCUGUUUAGGGCACCAAAAGAUGAUCCAUUUUCAGCACCAUCCAAUACACCAAAAGAUGGAGCCGAUCCGUUUGGGUCACCAAAAGAGGAUCCAUUUUCGGCACCAUCCAAUAAACCAAAAGGUGGUUCUGAUCUGUUUAGGGCACCAAAAGAUGAUCCAUUUUCAGCACCAUCCAAUACACCAAAAGAUGGAGCCGAUCCGUUUGGGUCACCAAAAGAGGAUCCAUUUUCGGCACCAUCCAAUAUGCCAAAAGAUUGUUCAGAUCUCUUUGGGGCACCAAAAGACGAUUCUGGUCCUUUUGGUGCCCCAUUGAAUGUCCCAACGAAGGGUGCUGAUCCUUUUAGGGCACCAGCCGGCCCACCAACCGAGGCUUCAGACGCGUGGGGUGCUCCAUCCAAUCCAGUGUCCGAAAAGAAGGCUGAUCCCUGGGGAGAUGAGGGGACCACAACUGCCUCUCCCCCCACAGAUCCAUUUGACGAUGGCUCGAAGGCUGAUGAUGACGCAUGGGGACCAACAGGUAAGCAGUGAUAGUUAUAAUCUUGUGACAUCAUCACAUUUGCUCUUAAUUCAGAUUUUUGACUCAAUCCUUAGGUUAAAUACAUGAUAGAAAAUGUAUAUACGGUCAUUUUAAGAUGUAGAGCACAAUUUCGAUAUUCAAAAUGUUCGUUGGAGUUCCCCUUUAAAUCGGUUUAACCCCACCGCCUUUACUCCAGCAUCGACCCCGCCCACCGCCAGUGACCCUUGGGGUGCACCUGCAGCUCCCACAGACACAGCAUCCACAGACGACCCCUGGGGAGAUGGAGGGGCUUCCACCACUACAGACGCUAUGAACUCUGACCCAUGGGGAGCUCCAUGUAAUGGCACAGGUAAUGUAUGCUUCCUCAAGGCUGUUGCCUCCAAGCUCUGAGGAAGGCGUCUGACACGCCUCAAUGUAAGCCUGUCUGUUUGUCCCGUCAAUAAACCUUAAACAUCUUUGCAUGCAGACAUCUGAGUGUUCCGUUUUCUUUUUCUGGGAUAGUCGGCAAUUGAAGUGCCCUGGGGUAAGAUGUUUUUUUGGAUUCCUAAGUCCCUUUGUUGAGCACCGUAUUCCAUUUUUUCAGUCAAGUUGGGCUAAAGAGCGUCAGGGUACGCUCACAGAUUCCAGUAAUGUGUUUGUUUGUGUGUUAGCACUCCACCUGUCUUCCCUCUAUGUCUGUGUCUCCAACACUAUACUUAACACAUCCUCGUCUUCAUAUAUCUUCAUGAUAUACAAUAAUAUUGUAAUAUCGUGAUAAUGUUGUAAUAUUGCACAGGCCUAAUUUCCUCUCUCUCUACAGACAAUGGAGCCACAGUGGACGAAGACAACAAAUCGCCAGCUUCAUUCCUUGGUGCCGGAGAUUCGCUCGUGGACGUGGACUCACUCCUCUCCCCCAAACCCAAACAACCCCCCCUCGCCAAGUAAUAAAGUAAGGACGGGUAAACAAAAGAGAGACCAGACCGUGAGAGAGAUAGACAGAGAGAACCAGAGAGUGAAUAUGAGAAGUAUAUUUAUCCGUUCAUUUAAAGCAGUGUUUGUGAUUCAGUGUUUUGACUAGACCUUCCUCCCCCUAUAGUGCAUAACUGUUGUGUGGGUCAGCAUCGGUAGUUGUAGCCAUGCAUAGAA
Coregonus sp. 'balchen' is the source of this 9662-nucleotide messenger RNA. Lineage: Eukaryota; Metazoa; Chordata; Actinopteri; Salmoniformes; Salmonidae. The record is from the annotation of a GenBank genome assembly.